Messenger RNA from Cokeromyces recurvatus, 1936 nucleotides. RefSeq lists its product as uncharacterized. The record is from RefSeq and is a predicted model, not a curated record. The transcript is spliced from 8 exons. Bases 55 to 1797 code for a protein of 580 amino acids. NCBI's taxonomy places the organism in Eukaryota, Fungi, Mucoromycota, Mucoromycetes, Mucorales, Mucoraceae. Gene Ontology annotation, molecular function: actin filament binding. Gene Ontology annotation, biological process: regulation of actin filament polymerization. Gene Ontology annotation, cellular component: actin filament; plasma membrane; cortical actin cytoskeleton.
GCCUUUUUUAUUAUUUUUAUUAUUAUUAUUAAUUUUAUUUUUAUUUAUAAUAAGAUGAGUUUCCACGUUAAUUUUGCUCCUCAUGGAAAGCAGCUUGAUGAAGCAUUUCAAGCAGUAAUUAGUGACAGAGAUGAUACAAAUUGGUUAAUAUUUGCGUUUGACAAAGGCACUUAUGAUCUUAGAGUUCAAGCAACAGGCGAUGGUGGACUUGAAGAGUUAAAUGACGAAUUCUCGGAUGGAAAGGUUCAAUUUGCUUAUGCAAAAGUCAUUGAUCCUAAUACAGAACUUCCAAAAUUUGUCUUUAUUGGUUGGUGUGGUAGUGGUGUUCCUGAAUUGAGAAAGGCUUUCUUCAACUCACAACUGAAUGAUGUAUCCAAGUUUUUCAAGAGUUUUCAUGUUCAAAUUAAUGCUCGAGAUGAGGCGGAUGUUGAACCUAGUCUUAUCAUGAAACGUGUUGCUGAAUCUUCAGGCGCCAACUAUAGUGUCCAUAAAGAAACUGCAAAGCCUCAACCUAGGGUCGAACCUGUGGGUUCUGUCUACAAAAAGACCGAAAUUCCUGACAUUGCAGCAAUGCAACGUGAGUCCAUGAAAAAAGAAAAUGCACCCAAACCUGUUGGUACAAAUUAUACACCUAUCCAAACCGCACCAAAGAAAUUGGGAAAUCGUUGGAAUGUAGCACUGCAAAAUCAAGAUUCAGGUGCUAUGGCAGUUCGUGCUGAACGUGAACGAUUUGAAAGAGAGGUACGUGAACGUGAAUCUCAAAGAGCCAGAGAGAUACUAUCCAAUGAGAGUCAUAAUGAAGAUGAAGAGAGAUUAAAGGCGAUUAAACGUGAACAAGAAGAAGCUGAAAGAAAAGAACGUGAGGCUGAAGAAGAAAGACGUAGACAUGAAGCUGAAGAGGCAGCCAAGAUACGUCAACAAGAGGAACAGGAAGCUCUAAGAUUGCAGGAAGAGGAAGAAAGACGCCGUCGUAUUCAAUUAGAAGAAGAAGAAAAAGAACGUGCUAGAUAUCAACAACAACAACAACAAGAAGAGGCUGAACGUAAACGUCAAGAAGAAGAGGCCGAGCGUAAACGUCAAGAAGAAGAGAUGCGUAAAGCCGAAGAGGAGGAAAGAAGACGUAGAGCUAGAGAAGAAGAAGAAAACCAGCGUCGUCAACAAGAAGAGGCAGAAAGAUUAGAACGUCAAAGGCAAGAAGAAGCAGAAAGAUUAGAGCAUCAAAAGCAAGAAGAAGCAGCUGCUCUUCAAUCUCAAAUGAAUGAGGUCACUGAUCGUGCUAUUCAUGCUUCACAAACUGCUAGUGCUGCUGCUGCUGUCCCCAAUGGUCAAUAUGAAGGUUUAUGCGCUGUUGUUUUAUUUGAAUAUGAUGCUGCUGAGCCCAAUGAAAUGUCACUUGUGGAAGGUGAAGUUAUUUCUCAAAUUGAUCAAGUAGAUGAAGGAUGGUGGUAUGGUGUUGGUGAGGAUGGUAAAAAACAAGGUUUAUUCCCUGCUAACUAUGUUCAGCUUUUGGAAGAACAGCCCUCUUUAGCUCCUAAUGAAUCUGUAUCCACUUCUGCACCAACUUCUACACAAGCCUCAACUCCACUUAAGCAACAAUCCGAACAAGAAGAAGAUAAGGGUAAUGUUGCUGUUGCGCUUUAUGAUUAUGAAGCAGAUGAAGAUAAUGAAAUAUCUUUUGUCGAAGGUGAUGUUAUUACGCAUAUAGAAUUUGUCAGUGACGAUUGGUGGCAAGGUCUUGCUGCUGAUGGUAAAUCAGUUGGUCUAUUCCCAGCAAACUAUGUUGAAUUACAGCAAUAAAUUAUGUAACUUUUAUAAAAUUUGUUAUUAAGAUAUGUAAUGUUAAGCUUAUUACUACGGCUUGUUAUACAUAAUUUGAAUAUAUGUUAUUUUAUUGUAUAAAAAGUAAGCAAAUAAAGACCCUAAAUGUGAUUUUGAG